This is a messenger RNA of Fomitopsis serialis, 275 nucleotides long. RefSeq lists its product as uncharacterized. The record is from RefSeq and is a predicted model, not a curated record. The transcript has a single exon. Lineage: Eukaryota; Fungi; Basidiomycota; Agaricomycetes; Polyporales; Fomitopsidaceae. Bases 8 to 196 code for a protein of 62 amino acids.
CCAGCGGAUGUGCGGAUGUGCAGCAGCGAGUCCAUCCGCCCAUCCGCAACGUAAUGUCCGUGUCCCGCCUCAUGAUGGUUGGGGAAUCCACGGAACUCCAUGUCCUGGCGUAUAUAAGUGCCACGGAAUCACCAUGGAGGUUCACCUACUUCUGCACUUCACGUUCUCGCACUUUGAAAUCUUGCGCAUUCAUUGACUUCUCACUCGCAUACUCUCCUUGGCAACAUGUCCGCUGCAAAGUCGUUCCGCACCAAGGGUGCAGACGUCAAGUACCC